AUGGAUCUUUUUGAUCGUCGACGCCGCCAUCCGGGGAGACUCCGGGACAGGGAACUCCCUGUUCUUGAUUUCCCCAUCACGCCGGCGAGCUCCACCGCGCCUUCGAGAUGGGGGCGCUAUCGGCAGAUUCUUGACGAUCUCUUUCUUAGCAUCAACGACGAUGGCGGCAAUGCCGCCAACAAGCAGAGGAAAAGAUGUCGCAGAGAGAAAGAACCAGUGGAAAGUAUCAUCAGUGCCUGUCAGAUUCUCGAUGCGGCUGGUCUCCAGGACGGCGAUCAUCUAAACCUCCUCGAUUGGAGCCCUAGCCGCAACCUGGCGAUCGUCCUCGACGACGUCGUGCACUCUCUGAACCCUGGCACCUCCGCUCAUGAGAUCGUCUUCGACUACAUGGGCAGUUCAAUUUCGAGCCUCAGCUGGGCUCCCGACGGCCGCCACCUCGCCGUUGGAAUGCACGAUUCGCUGAUUUACAUAUGGGAUGUCGAACGAAAGUGCCCGACGAGGACUUUGAGAAAUGUGCACUGGAGAUCAUCUCGAGUCGGGUCUCUAGCUUGGAAAUGUGACAACAUACUGACCUCAGGAGGCUCAGACGGCAGAGUUGUCAACAGCGAUCCCAGGAUGCCGUCUGCAGCCCACGUUGUUCAAAGCUACCGAGGACACGGGCCCGGCGACAUUUGCGGGCUCAAAUGGUCACCUGAUCACGCAAGCUUCAAGCAACUAGCGAGCGGAGGCAGCGACGGCCUGGUUCAUGUAUGGGAUGCUCGCAAUCAGAAUCAGUGGGCUUUUCGUUUCAAGGUUGCUGCUAGAGAUGCUUCUGUCAGGGCCCUUGACUGGUGCCCUUUCAAGGGUUGCUUGCUGGCCACAGGGGGAGGUGUUGGAGGGGACGGCAAGAGCAACGGAUCGAUCAGGUUCUGGAGCACGCAAACCGGUGCUUGUGUGAGGUCGGUGAAGACCGGCAGCACCCGAGUCUGUGCUCUGAUGUGGAGCAAGAACAGCGAGCAGUUUUUGAGCUCGUGCAGCGGUACCGAUCAGGAUCACAUGACUCUCUGGGACUACCCAUCCUGUGUUAGGACAGGAGAGCUUGUGGGUCACGUCGCCCCAUACUUAGCUUUGAGCCCAGAUGGCACCACGGUUGCAUCGGCUACGGGGGGCAUCGACUCAACGCUGAGAUUGUGGAACGUUUUCCCCCCAGUUCCCAAGCCCACAUCUAGAGCGCUCUUCAGCGGUAUUUUGUGGUGUACUAGUGCAGGUUUUAUGUUCAAUUUCACUUUUACAGAGUUUGUUGCUCUUCCUUUUGUUUUUCUUCUCUUUUUCCCCUGCAUUAAAGAAUGA
Molecule: messenger RNA, 1329 nt
Organism: Asparagus officinalis (garden asparagus)
Lineage: Eukaryota; Viridiplantae; Streptophyta; Magnoliopsida; Asparagales; Asparagaceae
Product: cell division cycle 20.5, cofactor of APC complex-like
Exons: 3
Coding region: 1-1329 (442 amino acids)
Biological process (GO): positive regulation of ubiquitin protein ligase activity; anaphase-promoting complex-dependent catabolic process; positive regulation of anaphase-promoting complex-dependent catabolic process
Cellular component (GO): anaphase-promoting complex
Molecular function (GO): protein binding; ubiquitin ligase activator activity; anaphase-promoting complex binding
Source: RefSeq, a predicted model, not a curated record